Messenger RNA from Aureobasidium vineae, 1395 nucleotides. NCBI's taxonomy places the organism in Eukaryota, Fungi, Ascomycota, Dothideomycetes, Dothideales, Saccotheciaceae. The record is from the annotation of a GenBank genome assembly.
AUGGCAGAAGUCACAGAGUACACCUUGAAAGAGGUGACCGAGCACAACACUGAGAAAGACCUCUGGAUCAUCAUCGAUGGCAACGUUUACGACGUCACAAGAUAUACUCUGGAUCACCCUGGCGGUGUGGAAUCACUGGUAGAGGUAGCUGGACAAGACGCUACCACAGCAUUCGAAGACGUUGGCCACUCAGAUGAAGCCAGAGAAAUUAUGGCUCCCUUCCUGAUCGGAAGACUGGCAGGAUUCACAAAGACAGCUCGCAGACAAGCUGUUCAGAUCGUACGCAAGGACACGACUCCCAGCCAAAGCAACAUCCCCAGCAUGAAGACCUUAAGUACGGUCGGAGCUGCAAGUCUGCUUGCUGGUACAGCUACUGCCGUUGCAUACAAAUUGCAUGGCCGCAUCCACAUUCCUGGAGCUCACAAAUACUUGCAAAAGCUCAACCUCGACAAGCUCAGCUUCCUGCAAUCCGACAAUGGCUUCCUCAAGGGGUUUCUUCUGGCUAGUGUGUUCUCGGCAGCAUUCGGUGCAGGAUUCGCCAACUACAUUUCGAAAAUCACAACCAUCCCUGGUGGAUUCGGAAGAAGCCCGAUGUACAAGAGAGUUCCAAAGUUGCCGCUCAGACAUUACGUCGGUUUCUUGAAGAGCACAGAGUUCCAGCCAUUGCCCUUAAAAUCAAAGCAAAUUCUUCGCGGAACUGGACUUGUUCGCUUGACCUUCGAACUUCCUACUCCGACAACUAGACUCGGAUUGCCGAUUGGCCAGCACGUUGCUAUCCAGGCAAAAAUCGGCGAGCAAACAGUCACACGUUCGUACACACCGACUUCGAACGACACCGAUCUCGGCGAGCUGGUUCUUCUUAUCCGACUUUACGAUGAAGGUCUCUUGACUGGCAAAUACCUUGCACAACUCAAGGUCGGUGAUCAAGUUCUUUUCCGUGGCCCUAAGGGUGCCAUGAAGUACAAGAAGGGCUAUGCCAAGAAGAUUGGCAUGGUGGCAGGUGGCACUGGAAUCACUCCUCACUACCAACUCAUCAGAAGUAUUUGCGAGGACAGAACCGACACCACCGAAGUCUCGCUAGUGUAUGCAAACCGCACUGAGGACGACAUCUUGCUCAGGUCAGAAUUGGAUGCCUGGGCCAAGGCAUACCCUAAGAACCUCAAGUUACACUACAUGCUCGACAACCCACCUGAGGGUUGGCAAUACGGUAGUGGCUUUGUCACAAGAGAUAUUCUCGAGCAAUACAUGCCCGCUCCCUCAUCUGAUGGAUCUUCCAAGAUUCUGCUUUGUGGACCUCCUGGCAUGAUCAAUGCUACGAAGAAGAACUUGGUUGAGCUGGGCUGGCAGAAGCCUGGCUCAGUCGGCAAGAUGACCGAUGACAUUUUCACUUUCUAA